This is a messenger RNA of Blastocystis hominis, 723 nucleotides long. RefSeq lists its product as hypothetical. The transcript has 6 exons. The record is from RefSeq and is a predicted model, not a curated record. Lineage: Eukaryota; Bigyra; Opalinata; Blastocystidae. Bases 37 to 723 code for a protein of 228 amino acids.
CUAUUAUUCAUAUUAAGUCCAGAAUAUUGUCAUAUCAUGCCUGGUGACUAUGAGGAAGGUGAACUGAAUAAUAAUCGGGACGAUAGACGCGAUGGAUCUCGAUCUAACCAAAUGGACCGCAAACGAAAAUCCAAGUUUUCUGGUUCAAGUAUAUACGAACGAGAUCAUCGACGGGAUCGUUCUCGUGAGAGAAGACAUCGAGAUAGUCGGUCUCGUUCUCGCAGUCGAAGUUAUCACAGCAGUAGACGUCACCACUCGAGCAGAAGAAGUCGUUCCCGAUCUCGUUCUCGAUCGCAUUCUCGCUCUCGUGCCACGUCGCAUUCUCGCUCCCGUGCCGAAAACCGUAACCAACGCGAGUCUAAAGUGAUCGAAGACGCCAUAUCAAAUACAGCUGACUCUACUACUGAGAAUCAGGCUCCUCCAGCCGAUCCAGCCACGCAAGACCCUGCCCAGGCUGCGGAGGACGAUCCAAAUAACGUUCACAAGCAGUGCGAGCAGGCCGCGGUGGAGGCUCGCAAGCGCGCGAUGAAUCUUCUCCGAAAGCGCGGGUUGAUUCCGGACGAUAUGAUUGAAGAGCCGGAAGAGGAGGCGCCGGCUCCUGUGGAAGAAGCGCCGGCUCCUGUGGAGGAGGCGCCAGCUCCGGUGAAUCCAUUGCUGCCCAAGCUGGUGACUCCGAUCGCGGAAGGACAGAAUACGGGUCCGUUAAGUUGGUACAAACCGUAG